AUGUCGUCGCCGCCAUCCUGGCUCUUCUCCUCGAACCGCACCACCACCGUCACCGCUGCCCAGAAACCGACUCCAGACCGCUCCACCACGAUGGGCAAAAAGACCAGCAGCGCAGCCGCCGCCUCCGCGGUCCCGGCUCUGCUGAUGGAUGCGGUAGAGCGCUUCCUCAAUGAUCACGCCUCUUCCGCCACGCACAAGGCCUUUCGCGAGCACCGCAAGGCCAAGGGCCUGGCCUCCAGCAAGGAUGCGGCGGCGGCCGCGCCUGUCUUGGUCGACAUCUUCGCUGCGUGGCAGCAGGCGACGACCAAGAGUGACGAGGAGGAUAAGAAUGAGGAGAGCUCCGACAGCUCCGACAGCAGCGAUAGCUCCGACGACGACGACAGCAGCAGCGAGGAGGAGAAGACCGAGGUUCCUGUCAAGCAGGAGCCGGCCAAGUCGCUGAAGCGCAAGGCACCGGAGAGUGACACCUCGGACAGCGAUGAGUCUGAUUCGGACUCGGAAUCGAGUGAUAGCGACGACGAGGAAGAGGACAAGCCCCAGUCCAAGAAGCAAAAGACCAAUGAGGCCGCUAAAGAGGACUCCUCCUCCUCCGACGAGAUGGAUGUCGACUCUGAUAGCGACAGCGACAGCGACAGCGGAUCUUCCUCCUCCUCCUCCGGCUCUGACUCUGACUCCGACUCCGAUAGCGAUUCCGAUAGCGAAUCUAACAGCGAAUCUGACAGCGACAGCGACAGAGACAGCGUAUCCUCUGAGGUCAAAAAGGCCGCCGCCGUCGCCCUCCCCGACAGCGACAGCGACUCUUCUUCCUCCGACUCCGAUUCUGACUCCGACUCAUCCUCGAACUCCUCCGCCUCGGGAAAAUCCAAGCCCAAAAAAGAGAGCAGUAUCAAAAAGGACUCGUCCGACUCGUCGGUGACGCUCGACCGCGCCUCACCCGCCGAGCCGCCCCUGCCCCCCGCGCCAACCGCCACCUCCACCAAGCGCAAGAACAAUGAACGCUUUUCCCGCAUCGCCAAAGACGUCAAAGUCGAGGCGCGCUUCGCCUCCAACGAGUGGGUACCCAUGGACUACUCGCAGCGCGCUCACGAGGACCUCAUCGUCACCAAGGGCAAGGGUUUCACAAAGGCCAAGAAUAAGAUGAAAAAGGGCAGCUUCCGCGGCGGCAUGAUUGAUAUUACCGAAAAGAAGAGCAUCUACUUUGAGGAUUAA
Messenger RNA from Cordyceps militaris CM01, 1209 nucleotides. Its product is annotated as ribosome assembly and transport protein Srp40, putative. The transcript has a single exon. NCBI's taxonomy places the organism in Eukaryota, Fungi, Ascomycota, Sordariomycetes, Hypocreales, Cordycipitaceae. The record is from RefSeq and is a predicted model, not a curated record. Bases 1 to 1209 code for a protein of 402 amino acids.